Molecule: messenger RNA, 10182 nt
Organism: Alligator sinensis (Chinese alligator)
Lineage: Eukaryota; Metazoa; Chordata; Crocodylia; Alligatoridae
Gene: LRP6
Product: LDL receptor related protein 6
Exons: 22
Coding region: 1-4815 (1604 amino acids)
Biological process (GO): canonical Wnt signaling pathway; Wnt signaling pathway involved in somitogenesis; chemical synaptic transmission
Molecular function (GO): Wnt-protein binding; Wnt receptor activity
Source: RefSeq, a predicted model, not a curated record
AUGUGUCUCUUUUCAUGUCCCCCAAUUAAAGCUGCUCCGCUCUUGCUGUAUGCAAACCGACGUGAUCUAAGAUUGGUGGAUGCUGCAAACGGGAAAGAGAAUGCUACGGUGGUCGUGGGUGGUUUGGAGGAUGCAGCUGCAGUGGACUUUGUGUUUGUCCAGGGAUUGAUAUACUGGAGUGAUGUAAGUGAAGAAGCCAUUAAACGAACAGAAUUUAAUAAAACUGGGAGUGUGCAGAAUGUGGUCGUUUCUGGCCUUUUGUCACCGGAUGGGCUUGCAUGUGACUGGUUGGGGGAAAAACUCUACUGGACAGAUUCUGAAACAAAUCGGAUUGAAGUUUCCAAUUUAGAUGGAUCUUUGAGAAAGGUUUUAUUCUGGCAAGAAUUGGAUCAGCCCAGAGCCAUUGCCUUAGAUCCUGCAAGAGGGUUCAUGUACUGGACAGACUGGGGGGAAGUGCCAAAGAUAGAACGUGCUGGAAUGGAUGGUUCAAGCCGCUCUGUUAUAAUCAACACAGACAUUUAUUGGCCGAAUGGAUUGACUUUGGAUUAUGAAGAACGGAAGCUUUAUUGGGCAGAUGCUAAACUGAACUUCAUCCACAAAUCAAACCUGGAUGGAAGCCAUCGGCAAGCAGUGGUUAAAGGCUCCCUUCCACAUCCUUUUGCUUUGACGUUGUUUGGAGACAUGCUGUACUGGACUGACUGGAAUACACAUUCUAUCCUGGCCUGCAACAAGUACUCGGGGGAGGACCUCCACGAAGUACAUUCAAACAUCUUUUCGCCAAUGGACAUCCAUGCUUUUAACCAGCAGAGGCAGCCAAAUGCGACAAACCCAUGUGGAACUAAUAAUGGUGGCUGCUCCCACUUAUGUUUGAUGUCUCCUACCAAGUCCUCUUAUCAUUGUGCAUGUCCCACUGGUGUGCAGCUCCUGGAGAAUGGAAAGACCUGCAAAGAAGGUGCCACUGAGUUGCUGCUUCUAGCCCGCAGGACGGACUUAAGGCGCAUUUCUUUAGACACCCCAGAUUUUACAGACAUUGUCUUGCAACUGGAGGACAUCCGUCAUGCCAUUGCUAUUGACUAUGAUCCUGUGGAAGGCUACAUCUAUUGGACAGAUGAUGAGGUGAGGGCCAUCCGCCGCUCUUUCGUGGACGGAUCAGGUUGUCAGUUCGUUGUCACAGCACAGAUUGCACACCCUGAUGGCAUUGCAGUGGACUGGGUUGCCCGAAACCUUUAUUGGACUGACACUGGCACUGAUCGCAUUGAGGUGACAAGACUUAAUGGGACCAUGAGAAAAAUUUUGAUAUCAGAAGACUUGGAAGAACCCAGAGCUAUCGUAUUGGAUCCAAUGGUUGGAUACAUGUAUUGGACUGACUGGGGAGAAAUUCCCAAGAUUGAGAGAGCUGCAUUAGAUGGUUCAGACAGAAUUGUGCUGGUGAAUACUUCCCUUGGCUGGCCAAAUGGAUUGGCACUGGAUUAUGCAGAAAGCAAAAUAUACUGGGGUGAUGCAAAAACGGAUAAAAUUGAGGUCAUGAAUUCAGAUGGCACUGGUAGGAGGGUUCUGGUGGAGGACAAGUUGCCUCACAUCUUCGGAUUCACUUUGCUGGGAGACUAUGUUUAUUGGACAGAUUGGCAAAGGCGCAGCAUUGAGAGAGUGCAUAAGCGUACAGCAGAAAGGGAAAUCAUCAUAGACCAACUGCCUGAUCUAAUGGGUCUGAAAGCCACAAAUGUCCAUCAAAUCAUUGGUACAAACCCUUGUGCAGAUGAUAAUGGUGGUUGCAGCCAUCUCUGCCUAUACAGACCACAGGGACUUCGGUGUGCCUGCCCCAUAGGCUUAGAACUCAUAAGUGACAUGAAGACAUGCAUUGUCCCAGAAGCUUUCCUACUGUUUUCACGGAGAGCAGAUAUCAGGAGAAUCUCUUUGGAAACCAAUAACAACAAUGUUGCCAUCCCACUUACUGGAGUCAAGGAAGCAUCUGCCUUGGAUUUUGAUGUGACAGACAAUCGUAUUUACUGGACAGACAUCUCACUGAAGACUAUCAGCAGGGCAUUUAUGAAUGGCAGCGCACUGGAACAUGUGGUGGAGUUCGGGUUGGACUACCCUGAAGGCAUGGCAGUUGACUGGCUAGGGAAGAACCUGUACUGGGCCGAUACCGGAACAAAUCGCAUAGAAGUAUCGAAACUGGAUGGGCAGCAUCGCCAAGUGCUGGUAUGGAAGGACCUGGACAGUCCCCGGGCGCUGGCAUUGGACCCUGCUGAGGGGUUUAUGUACUGGACCGAGUGGGGUGGGAAGCCCAAGAUUGACCGAGCUGCCAUGGAUGGAAGUGAGCGUACUACUUUGGUACCAAAUGUGGGACGAGCUAAUGGGCUAACUAUUGACUAUGCCAAAAGACGACUCUACUGGACUGAUUUAGAUACCAACUUGAUAGAAUCUUCCAAUAUGCUAGGUCUUGACCGUGAGGUUAUUGCUGAUGACUUGCCUCACCCGUUUGGCUUGACUCAAUACCAGGAUUACAUCUAUUGGACAGACUGGAGCCGGCGCAGCAUUGAGCGAGCCAACAAAACCAGCGGCCAGAACCGAACUAUCAUUCAAGGACACUUGGAUUACGUUAUGGAUAUCUUGGUCUUCCAUUCUUCCCGACAGGCAGGUUGGAACGAAUGUGCAUCUAGCAAUGGGCAUUGCUCUCAUCUCUGUUUAGCAGUACCCAUUGGUGGUUUUGUCUGCGGCUGCCCAGCUCACUACUCCUUGAAUUUUGACAACAGGACCUGCAGUGCUCCUACAACCUUCUUGCUGUUCAGUCAGAAGAAUGCAAUUAAUCGCAUGGUGAUAGAUGAGCAACAAAGUCCAGACAUCAUACUCCCCAUCCACAGCCUCAGAAAUGUUCGGGCCAUUGAUUAUGAUCCCCUGGAUAAGCAGCUUUACUGGAUUGACUCUCGUCAAAACAUCAUCCGGAAAGCACAAGAAGAUGGCAGCCAGAGUCUUACAGUGGUGGCCAGUCCAGUUCCCAAUCAGAACCUGGACAUGCAGCCCUAUGACCUGAGCAUUGACAUCUACAGCCGUUACAUCUACUGGACGUGUGAAGCCACUAAUGUAAUCAAUGUGACACGCCUGGAUGGGAGAUCGAUGGGUGUGGUGCUGAAAGGAGAUCAAGACAGGCCCAGGGCCAUUGUGGUGAAUCCAGAGAAAGGGUACAUGUAUUUCACCAACCUACAGGAAAGGUCUCCCAAAAUUGAGAGAGCAGCAUUGGAUGGAACUGAACGGGAAGUCCUCUUUUUCAGUGGCUUGAGUAAACCUGUAGCCUUAGCAAUUGACAGCCAGCUGGGAAAGUUGUUCUGGGCAGAUUCAGACCUCCGGAGAAUUGAAAGCAGUGACCUUUCAGGUGCAAACCGAAUUGUUUUAGAAGACUCCAACAUUCUGCAGCCUGUCGGACUGACAGUAUUUGAAAACUGGCUCUACUGGAUUGAUAGGCAACAGCAGAUGAUUGAAAAAAUGGAUAUGACUGGUCAAGGAGGACGCACAAAGGUGCAAGCUCGCAUUGCUCAACUCAGCGACAUUCACGCUGUUAAGGAACUCAAUAUCCAGGAAUACAGACAGCAUCCUUGUUCUCAAGAUAAUGGUGGGUGUUCGCACAUCUGCAUCGUGAAGGGAGAUGGUACCACUCGUUGUUCUUGCCCAGUACAUCUUGUCCUACUGCAGGAUGAACUGUCCUGUGGAGAACCCCCAACAUGUUCCCCUCAGCAAUUUACCUGUUUCACGGGUGAGAUUGACUGCAUUCCAGUGGCUUGGCGCUGUGAUGGAUUCACUGAAUGCGAAGACCAUAGUGAUGAGAAGAACUGUCCUGUAUGCUCAGACUCCCAGUUCCAGUGUGAAAGUGGGCAGUGCGUAGAGAGCAGUCUCCGGUGCAAUGGAGAGGCAAAUUGUCAGGACAACUCAGAUGAGAAGAACUGUGAAGUGCUCUGUUUAACUGAUCAAUUCCGCUGCACUAGUGGACAGUGCAUUGGAAAAAACAAGAAAUGUGAUCACAACUUGGACUGCAGUGAUAACUCAGAUAAGCAUGGAUGCUACACAACAGAGGAGCCAGCACCACAGCCCAACAACACCAUUGGCUCAAUUAUUGGAGUGAUCCUUACUGUUUUUGUUGUGGGAGCAAUGUACUUUAUCUGCCAGAGGGUUCUGUGCCCACGUAUGAAGGGGGAUGGGGAAACGAUGACCAAUGACUACGUGGUACAUGGACCAGCCUCUGUACCUCUUGGUUAUGUGCCUCACCCAAGCUCCUUGUCUGGGUCACUCCCAGGGAUGUCUCGUGGUAAAUCUGUGAUCAGCUCCCUUAGUAUCAUGGGAGGAAGUAGUGGGCCACCCUACGACAGGGCCCAUGUCACGGGGGCAUCCUCCAGUAGCUCCUCGAGUACCAAGGGCACUUACUUCCCUCCUAUUUUGAAUCCUCCGCCUUCACCAGCAACAGAACGUUCACAUUACACCUUGGAGUUUGGUUAUUCGUCAAACAGUCCUUCUACUCACAGAUCCUACAGCUACAGGCCGUACAGCUACCGCCAUUUUGCACCUCCUACUACACCCUGCAGCACAGAUGUUUGUGACAGUGACUAUGCCCCCAGCCGAAGGGUCACAACAGCAGUGGCAAAGGGCUAUACCAGUGACUUGAAUUAUGAUUCAGAGCCUGUGCCACCUCCACCCACACCACGCAGCCAGUACCUGUCAGCAGAGGAGAACUAUGAGAGCUGCCCACCCUCCCCCUACACAGAACGGAGUUACUCUCAUCACCUCUACCCACCACCCCCAUCUCCCUGCACGGACUCCUCAUGAGCGGACCCUCCCCUCCUUUGACUGCCUCCAUUACAACUGUGUAAAUACAAAAUGUUCAUAUUGGGAAGAGGGGAGGGAGCCAUUGCAGAGGGGGUGAGGCAGGACCAGUGUACAGUUAAGAGUUAUUAAAUGGGGUGGGGAAUAUUUGGAGAUAUUUGUACAGAAGAAAAAAGAGGAUAUUUAUAUAUUUUCUUAAACAGCAUCUGCUGCUUGUGCCAUGCGAAGAUUUUGUAAAAAAAAAAGAAAAAGAUAGAAAUUUGUACAAAAAGUUUUUAUUUUUGCAAAUGGAACACAAAAACAUGCCUUAAUCCAGUGAAGUGACUGAGCACAUUGAAAAUGGAAGGACCAGGACGCAUUAUUGUCCAGCGAGGUGAGAUGCGGGGUUCGUCAAUACCAAAAAAUGUUUAAAAUAAUAAUAAAGAAGUCUGUCUCAGAGCAGCAUACCAUAGACACUUGGAAGUAGCCAAAUAACCUCUACAUUAAUUAUGGAGGGCCGGCAACUAAAGUUAAACUUGAAGAAAACACAGUCAGGACAGAUACUAACCUUACAUACAAAGGGCUUUACAUUUUCUAUUGGAAUAUCACAGAUCAUAGAAGUGAAUACAUCAUAAUUAUACACCCAUUCUUUUUUCAUUCAAAUACAUUUAUAUUAUUUUUUGGGCCUACACUUGCAAUGUUAUACCACUUUACAACAUUCUCCGUUGCUAGAAGACGAAUAAUUUUGUUGUGUGCAUUUUAAAAAAAAAUCCUUCCUUUUUUUCCUCUUUCCUGUGUGUUCCUUGCCCUCUAACCCUGAUAUCAUGUUGUUUCAUCCUAAUAUGCUUAUUCAAAUACCCCUGGAAUUGGGUUAAUGAAAAGGUAUCCUCUGUCUUUUCGAUGUGAUGUCAUACAUACUCUAUUUUUGCCUUCUUCAUUUUGCCAAACCUGAAGGAGUCCACUUUUGUACCAGGUCAGUGCAAUUCUGACAUAAUUGACAAGGGUAAUAUGCAUGUACCUGAAUGAUUUUUGUCCCUUUUUAAAAGCAAGUAAGCAAACACACGCACUUGUUUUGAUCCAGUGCCCACAAAAUGUCAAAUAUUUUUAUACCACAUAUAAUAUAGGCAACAUAUUUAUAAACUCUAAAUUUAACCAUGAAUUGUUAGUUUUAUUGUAAAUGAAUCCUAUAUCCUUGCAGUACUUUCAGUGUAUAGUUAAUAUCAUGGUAUGCAAAUCAUAUAUAAAAUAUAUAUAUUUUCCUAGUAAGGAAGCAUUUAAACUUUGUCAGUGGGGGACAAACGAUAAGAAAUAGACAUUUGGACCAUUAGAAAUGUUUCUCCUACUGAAUUAACUCUUCAUGAUAUGUCCAUCUUAGGCCAUUCUUCUCAGUAUGAUUUCUACAUUACCAUCUCUUUGGCAUGGUUUGGGUUUAAUACUUCAGUAUUAACCACUGUGAGUGUCAAAUUUAAAGUUACUCUUAACCAAAUCGUUUUCUAUUAACAACCUGCAUUUUUGUGUAUCUCCUUUGUGUAGCCCUCCUACCUCCCCCCAGCAAUUUGAAAGGGAUAGUGUGUGUUCAUUUUUUAAAAAUACUUGCAUGAGCUGAAGGGCAAUAUAUGAUCUUACAAACUCCUCCUGACCCCAAUGCAGCAUUUGAGUUUGACUACCUAACCUAAUGGAGCUCACAUUGGAUCUUAUCCUGGGUGACAUUAAGCAUUUGCCACGCUACGCAUCAGACUAAAUCUGACCUCUUGCUAUAGAGGGUUCUGAGGGACUUCUGCCUUGUAGUCCUGGGACCUAGUACCAAGGUAAUCACUCUGCAUAGGUACCCAAAUGGGUUUACUGCUCUGUUAUGCAUUUCCCAAUCAGUUUUUACUAUGAGAUGCAGGCUGGAAAUAUGGUCUGAUUUUCAACCUGUAUUUUUCAGGAAAUUUUGAAUGACACUUGCCACUGCUACAACUCUGUAUGACUGUUGGAGCCUCUCUCAGUUUCAGCUUCAAGGGAAAUGAUGAAGUUUAGAAUUCUAGUGGUAGUAAAGGACCUUUCUAAUAAUUGAUCAUACCCCAGGAAGAUUUAAAACAAAGUACCCUCAGACUAUUGGAAUUUUCGUCAAACUAUUGGAAAUGAUCUUAAAGUCAGGUGCACUAACUGCACUAAUGUCAGCCCAGGUGAUGCUUCAUUCUAGGUACCUAAGAAUUUUGGUACUUGUUCCUUUGGCUCUUCCUUUUGGUGAAGAAACUUACUUGUGAUCUCCAGUAGGAUGGACAUUGAAGUUAUUGUGAACUCUUAGGGGGAUGCCAGUCUAUUUAUAUGAAGAGCAAGGGGGGGGUGAGGAGAGGCCAGGUGCCGAUCAGAAUUGAGACCUCUACGCUGUUUACAUUUUUUUAAAUGUGCAGCAUUCUGUGUGGGGUUCACAUGUGGAAACUUGCACUAAUGAACUCAGAAAAAUAUUGCAUUGUUGUAUCUCAUUCCAUUUGCUUUGUACUGCGAUGGCAGUGGUCUUUUCUUGCAAGAUACUUCUUAAGUGUGCCAAUUUCUGUUUGAAAAAUUCUUGAGGUGGUUAAGCUUAAGAUGUGGUACCCUCUUCCAGAAGGUUCAAAACUUUUACUGAUUUUCUUCAUGUAAGGUAUCAUUGCUGAACCUGAUUACAGUGAGGCCUUAUUGUAGAAGAAUUAGCUCUUCCCCUUUGGACAAUAAUGCCUGACUUCUGUAUGGAUUUAAACCCAAAUAGAACUCCAUUGAAGUCAACAGGAUGGAAGUAGAAGUCAAUGUAGAAUUGGCAGCGAUAUAUUUUGAUCUAAACAUUUAACUUUGUGCAUUAUGUACUUAAUUUGCAUCUUCUGUUCUUUUGAUGAGUGAAACAUUCGUAUAAGGAGGGGAAAAAUGGACAGAUGAUUUAUUGCACUACAAAAAGCCAAUGCAGAGAGCAGGUUGUUUCUCUGUUCUGAUUUACCAAAGAAUUUGUGUAAUGGGAAACUUGAAACCAAUUUUCAAGCACAAAUAUCUUACCAUAAAUUUUAGAGGAAAAUCUUAAUGAGCUGAUGAUCUGUGAAAUUCCUAGUAAUCAGAUGCCCAAGGUACAGAAGCAUCACUACAGCUCUUGGCCCUGUUGACACAUUCCUAGUUAGCCAAAGGCUGAUUUGACACUGAACAGCUUCUGUUUUUCCUUCCUCUCAGCAAAUCACCUCCUGCCUUCUGCCUCUCAGUGAGGAGCAUGUGCUUUGCUAUUUCUUAAAUGGACUGAAAUGAAGGCCUGCAAACAGUCCUGUGCAUGCUAGCAAGGUUUGUAAGUGGACCAGCUCACUUUAUGUGUGAAAGUUGUCCCAUUGUAAUGAUUGGCAUUGCUCCUGUGCCUAAAGUUAAGCAUGUACUUAAGUACCUUUAUGAAUCAGACACCCAGAGACUAGGGCAUUUUAUUUGUAUGCAUAAUAUAUAGUUUUCCAGAGAUCUUCCCACUUGAAUGUCUGUAGCAGAAAAUCAGUACAUGGAAAUAAACCCAGGGGACAUUUCAGUAAACACAAGUGUGGGAUUGGAGUCUUCACACUUAUAACUGCAGAUCUGCAUUCUGAAUCACAAAAAAAAUCAAACAAAAUGUGGCUUUUCAUGUAUAUUCCUUCUGUAUGAUAUUGCAUUUUGCAGGGAGCACGUAUAAUUAAAAAAAAACAAGAACAUCUACAUAGAUACAAAGAACUAUAGAGAUGGAAUACUUACAUUCUGUUUCCCAGUUUUAGUAUUUUAAAUCUUAAAGGUCUCAUUUCCAUGAGUCCAGAAUUCAUCCAAGCCACUCACAUAUCUGAAGAGGCUAAAUGAAUUGUUGUUUACAAAGUAUGCAAAUGAUCCAGUUUACACAAAAGGGGCAUAUUUGCUGAGGGAGCUGUAACUUCCUAUUUCCUGUUCUAAAACUCUGUAGUCAUAGGUAAGGUACACAGAAUGCAAAGCCAAUCAAAUUAUCUUGUACAAAACCUCCAAUCUGGAAGGCUCAUCUCACCUUUCUACCAAGAGGUAAUGGCAGGUAGCAUAAAGCUGUCUCAUCAACAAGGACCCGGGUUUUCCGUUUCCCAUGGAAAAAUGGAGAAAACCAUGGAUUCCCUAUUUUUAUUGGAGAAAACGUAGAUUUCCCUUUUUAGUAGAGAAAUCCAAGGAUUCUCUGCUUUUGCAAAGAGGUCUUGCAGGCUGGCACAGCUCCAGCCUGCAAGAGCCGAGGAAACCCCCAGCCCUGCCUGGAGGGGGAGGGAGAGGAGGGAGGGCAGGGCCUGAGCCUCUGAGGCUGCCAAGGCCGGGCUCAGGCUCAGACUCGCCCUUCACCCCUGGAGCAUAGAGGUACAUUGGGGCUGUGGGGCAGGACUGGGGAAGAUGGUUGGGGGCUGAGGGAGCAGGGGGUGGUGCCAGCCCCAGGCAGCACAUCACAGCUGGGAGCAGGGCCAGGGGGUGAGGGCAGGGGUGCCCCUCUGCAGGGGGCUUUGCAGGCAAAAGCAGGGCGCAGUGUGGUGGUGCCCACCAUGUGCAGGCCACACACAUGCCACCUGGUGGCCUGCACAGGGGAGUGGGUUAAGGGAGGCUAGCAUGUAGCUGGAGCAGAGCUCCGAGGCCAGCUCUGCAGCCACAGCGAGGGAUGGUGGGGGAGGGGGCUCACACGCAGCAGCUGCUGCCGCUUACCUGGAGGCCCGUGAUGGUGGUGACAGCCACUGCCUCCAAAACCUCCCGCUGCUGCUGCAGAGCUGUGCCCGGAACUGUGUGGCCGGCCACUGGGCGGCAGUGGCAGCGUGGUGGUGGCUGGACAGCAUGCAGCCAUCCCCACCACCACCCCGCGCUGCACCCCUGCCACUGGCCAUACAGCUCCAAGCGCAGCUCCGUGGCAGCAGCGGUAGUUUUUGUAGACAGCGGUCAUCACCGCUGGCACGGGCGGCUGCUGCUGCUUACCUGAAGCAAAAAACAAUGUACAGUAAUUGUCUAUAAUGUUACUAGAAAUUUUAAAUAUUGGACAAUUUUCCAGAGCUUUAUGGGAUACAAAGGCAAACAUGUUUUUGGAGCUAAGAGAUCAGUCUCCAAAAUUUUUCAGAAUCAUCAAAACUGUCCAUUCUGAAUUUAGUCCAGAGGUUGUCUCAGUAAAACAUGAUUGUCAUGGGCAGGGAUUUGUGGGAAGUUUUCUGCACAACCUUCCUUUAAGUGAACACAAAAAGGCUGAGGCGGCCUGGUUUAUAUUGGCCGUAGCCUCAAACCAAACAGUUGAGUCAGUAAGGGAAAUCAAAUAUAUCUUUUGUAAAGAGGAUACCACCAGUCUUAAGCUAAACUAUCCUUGUUUGCAAGUGAAGGAUCUGGUGCUGCUUUCAGAUAUUUAAUCUCUUUUGUUUCUAUAUAUUUUUAAUUAAUCCUUUUUUGUAAGCUUUAAUU